AUGAACGGCGCAAAGGUGACUGCCUCGCGUCAUGCUUCCAAUGGGCGAGAGAAGGCACCACAGGAGGGUCGCGAAAAGUUGGCCAGUAAAGCAAAGCCUAAGCCGACUCCUCGCAAAGUAAUGCCGACGAAGUCCGAUAAAGAAGGCGUCGCCAAUGCUUUAGAACGGUGUGCCCAGAUCUUCCAGGCGACAAUCAAGCCAGCGCCAAACCAAGAGGGACCUGGACCUGUCAACGAGCCGAGGAAAUGGGGCAAGCUCAAGCAGGAUCUCAAGACGUUGCGCUCUGCUGAUAUCAAAACGCUGAAGCAGGUCGUCCUUGCCCGCGUGAAGGGCGAGAAGCUCACUGAUGAUAAGACAAUGAUUAUGGAAAGGGUCAUUCAGUUAGUCGCAAAUCUUCCUAAUGACUCGAAGCUUCGCGUGGAGCUUACCAACACUUUUCUGGGCGAGCUUUGGAACUCCCUUGGGCAUCCACCUUCUCUGUAUGUGGGGGACAAGUACAGGUAUCGGCAGGCUGAUGGGUCUUACAACAAUAUUAUGUUUCCCCAACUUGGGGCCGCCGGCAGUCCGUACGCCAGGUCCGUGAACACCACAGUUUUGCGCAAGGGUGCUCUGCCAGAUCCAGGGCUCGUUUUCGAUUCCGUCAUGAAGCGUACAGAGUACAAGAAGCAUCCCAACAAUGUUUCCAGCAUCCUCUGGUACUGGGCCAGCAUUGUCAUUCAUGACCUCUUCUGGACCGACCACCACGACGUGAGCCGGUCCAAGACGUCAUCUUACCUUGACCUGUCUCCCCUCUAUGGCAGUAACCAAGAGAUGCAGAACACUAUCCGCACAUUCAAGGACGGCAAGUUGAAGCCCGAUUGUUUUGCGGAUAAGCGUAUCCAUGGCCUGCCCCCUGGUGUCGGAGUCUUGCUUAUCAUGUUCAACCGGUUCCACAACUAUGUCUGCGACAAUCUGAUCUCCAUCAACGAAGACGGCAGGUUCACCGCGCCGUCACCAUCAUUGCAGGGCGACAAGGCUGCGGCGGCGUGGAAGAAGUAUGAUGAGGAUCUGUUCCAGACUGCACGACUCGUCACGUCCGGGUUGUACAUCAACAUCAUGUUGCUUGAUUACGUGCGGAAUAUUGUGAAUCUCAACCGUGUAGACACGACGUGGACCCUAGAUCCUCGUGUCAACACCGGUAUUGAGGCCGAUGUCAGGCAGGGAGCAGAGCGCGGUACCGGCAACGUCGUUUCAGCAGAGUUCAACCUCUGCUACCGCUGGCACAGCUGCAUCUCUGAAAAGGAUGAAAAGUGGAUCGAGGAGUUCUAUUGGGACCUGUUUGGCAAGCCGUCGGCAGAGGUCGGCGUGCAGGAUCUGCUUGCAGGCUUCGCCAUGUUUGAGAGCAGGCUGCCAGAAGAUCCUCUGCAGCGGCCGUUCAAUAAGUUCAAGAGAGGUCCGGAUGGCAAGUUCAGCGAUGAUGACCUUGUUGAGUGCAUCGUGUCGGCCAUCGAGGACUGUGCCGGCUCGUUUGGCGCUCGGAACGUGCCCGCCUCAAUGCGUGCCAUUGAGAUACUGGGUAUCAUCCAAGGCCGCAAAUGGAAUGUUGCCAGCCUUAAUGAGUUCCGCAGGCACUUCGGCCUCAAGCCGUACGAGACAUUCGAGGACAUCAACUCUGACCCUGGCGUCGCCGAUGCCCUCCGCCGUCUGUACGACCACCCUGACUUCGUCGAGUUGUAUCCCGGCAUUGUCGCCGAGGAGCGCAAGGAGCCCAUGGUGCCUGGCGUGGGCAUCGCCCCGACCUAUACUAUCUCUCGUGUCGUGCUCUCGGAUGCAGUGGUCCUCGUCCGCAGUGACCGGCACUACACCAUCGACUACAGCCCACGCCACCUGACCAACUGGGGCUACAACGAUGUUCAGUAUGACCUGAACGUCAACCAUGGCUGCGUCUUCUACAAGUUAUUCCUCAAUGCUUUCCCCAACCAUUUCAACUACAACUCUGUCUAUGCCCACUAUCCUAUGGUGGUUCCAUCUGAGACAGAGAAGAUCGUCAAGGACCUCAAGCGCGACCAUCUGUUCGACUUCUGCCGUCCCGGUCGUCUCAGGAAGACGGCGGAAGUCAAGGAGCCCGAGGGUGUUCGCCAUGUUCUGGCCGGACAGGAGAAGUACCGGGGUGCAUGGCUCGAGGCUCUUCGUCCCCUUGCCGACCAGGGCAAGGCCAAGUUGUCUGGCGACGCGAAGACACAUGAUCAACUACGUCAGCAGGUUAGCGAGAGUGUGUUCGAUGACGAUUUUGUUGUGACCGUGAAGGCAUUCUACCGCCAGAAGGUCGCCGAGCUUCUUGAUCUCAGAAGUUACGACCUGGCGGGCAACCGCAUGGCCGAUCUGGUGAGAGAUGUGGCUGCCCUUGCGCCCACGUACUUCGUUUCCGAGCUCUUUGGCCUGCCGCUUGAAAGCAGGGCCAAUAAGAAGGGCUUCUACACCGAGCAUGAGCUACACGUGGUCCUGUCAACUAUUGCUACCGUGCUUUUCACCCAAGUUGAUGUUGUCAAGAAGUUCCCGUUGCUCCAGGCGGUAAAGACGCUGUCCAGUCAGCUGGCGACAGCCAUUGAGAAGACUGUUAAGAGUCCCAAGUCGAACAAGAGUCAGCCGCUGAGCAGCUAUGGCGCUAAGUUGAUCAAGGCGUUGACCAAGGCUGGCGUGAGCAGGCAUGACAUUACUUGGGCUCACGUUCUGGCUGCUUCGGCCGCGGUUGUCGCCUACCAGACAAAGAUCUUCACCGAAGCGGUUGACUUCUACCUCUCUCCAGCUAGAGCGCAGUUUCGCGAGGCGAUCCAGUCACUCGCAACUCAGCCUGCCUCCGAGCAGGUCGACUCGCUGCUUCUUGGCUACGCUCUCGAGGGCAUCCGUCUAGGAGGCAGCACACACCUAGUCUUCCAGGCCGUCGCUGCCGAUACCAUCCCAACAGUGGAGAACAGCAUCGAAGCAGGCGACUUCGUCACCCUGAACACGUCGCCCUCCGCCUGUGAGCCCGCCCAACCCGACCCUUCACUGCACACGCACGCGCGCUCACUAUACGCACAUCUCGACGCCUCACCCGACGCGGUCUUCCUUGGAGGAACUGCCGUGCGCGACGCAACGCUGGUGGAGUUCUUCCGCGCGGUGUUUUGCACGCAAGAACUUGCGGCGCACGCCGGGUCCGCAGGGCGAGCUGAAGAAGGUGGUGGUGCCCGACCGGACGGGCAAGAGCACCGGACGCGUGCAGUACAUGCGCGACGACUGGGCCGCGUAUAG
Messenger RNA from Thermochaetoides thermophila DSM 1495, 3270 nucleotides. RefSeq names its product fatty acid oxygenase-like protein. The record is from RefSeq and is a predicted model, not a curated record. The transcript is spliced from 7 exons. The coding region runs from base 1 to 3270 and encodes 1089 amino acids. Lineage: Eukaryota; Fungi; Ascomycota; Sordariomycetes; Sordariales; Chaetomiaceae. Gene Ontology annotation, molecular function: peroxidase activity; oxidoreductase activity, acting on paired donors, with incorporation or reduction of molecular oxygen; heme binding. Gene Ontology annotation, biological process: response to oxidative stress.